AUGGAAGGAGAUACUAAUACUAAUACAAAUAGUAUUAGUAAAAAUGAUGAUAAUAGUCAUAGUAGUAGUAGUACACUUUCAUUCAUAGAUGCAAUCAACCCAUUCAUUUGUCUUCCUCCUCCUCCUCGACCACUACCACCACCAACAAUAAUAAUAGAUGUUGAUGAUGAAGAUAGUUAUGAUGAAGUAGAAGAUAAGGAUAGUGAUGAAGAAGAAGAGGAUAGUGAUGAAGAAGAAGAUAGUUUUGAAAAGGCUAGUUAUGAUGAAACUAGUUCAGAGGAAGAGAGGAAAAAGGAAACGAAAUCAUCAUUUCAAUACAAUGGUGAAUUGAAAGAGUUGGAGAAGUUGAUACUCAGUUCAUCGUCGGUUGUAUUGGGAGACUAUUAUUGUACUGGGUCUUCAUUGAAUAUGGUCAACAUGCCUAUCAUAACGAUAGAGGGUGUCGACGGCGUACUCAAGUAUCCCAUUCAACCUGCUCAAGUUCGACAAUUGGUUGAAAAGGCAACUAGAGCACCGUAUGGAAAGGGUACAGAGACGUUAGUGGAUCUGUCAGUUCGAAAGGUUUGGCAAAUACCCUCGACAGAUAUAGAGAUAGAGUCAGCAUCAUACACACAUUUCUUUAACAAUACAUUGGUUGAGAUUGGAAAGAAACUUGGGUUAGGUGACUCAAUAGUAACAGCAGAACUGUAUAAAAUGUUGGUCUAUGAAGCUGGUGGUUUCUUCUUACCACAUCGUGACUCUGAAAAGGUGGAUGGUAUGUUUGGAACACUUGUCAUAUCACUACCAUGUCAACAUCGAGGUGGAGAGUUGGUGAUUGAUCAUCACGGUAAAUCAACAACCGUGUCAUUGGAGAAUGACACUAUGUCACAAUGUAAAUACGUUGCAUUCUAUGCUGAUUGUAGACACGAGGUUAAACCAGUCACUCAAGGCAACAGAGUAUGCUUGGUGUACAAUUUAAUGAGAAAUGGUAGAAAUAGGUUGGCUGAUGGAUCACUAGUCCAUUCAAAUUCACAACAUGUAAAUUCUCAAUUAAUUAUUGAUAAUGUUGCCAAUACCAUUCGUCAAGUAUUUGAUCGAUACAACGAGAUUAAAGAACCAAUCAACUUUAAUAACAAAAGACCAUCAACAACAUCAACAUCAUUUACAUCAUUUACUUCAGACCCAUUUACAACUCUACAAGUCAGUACAACACAUUAUAAAAACAAUCUUCCACGUCUCACAUAUGCACUUGAUCAUGUCUAUUCAACUGCAUCAUUUUCACUUGCGUCACUCAAAGCUGCCAAUCAAGCAAAUGUUCUUGUAACUCUUGGUUUUAUUCAUAUUAAAGAAAAAGGAUUUUAUGAAAAUUAUGGAUUUGCUGAAGAUUAUGAUUUUGAUAGAUGCAUAUAUAAAUUAAUUAAUCUUAAAAGAAUCGUUGGAGAUGAUGGAGAUUUACAAGAUGUCAUCAUUGAACCAACCAUGGAACUAUUUCCAGACGGGUCGAUGGAUGGAGCCAAACCAUUUGAUGAAGAGAUUAAAGAAGCUACUGGAAAUGAAGGUGGAACUUAUUCUAGAUUGUAUCAUAGAUCAGCAAUAGUUUUAUGGGAUUUAAGAGGAAAAGGAAAAUGGUAUAUGAAGAGUAUAUCACAAGUAGAGAAAAUGUUAAAAGAUUCAUUGGAAGCUGACAAGAGCCAAACCAACACGAUUAAUAGUAUAACAGAGAUUUUGGACAAUUGGGAUAUAUGGCGUAAAAACAAAGAGAAUGCUCCAGACUUUUUGUCGGGACUGAUUGACAUUGUUGUUCAAGAGGUUCCCUACACAGAAGAGUCCAAACCAAUGUUUGAACAAUUCAUUCCAAUUGUGAUAAAGACAAGAAAGAAAAACUACGAUUUUGUACAACCAUGGAUUACCUUUUUCAUUCAUAUUGCAACACACGACUUUUCAUACUUGGAAGAACUGUCAGAUAUUGAGGGAGGUGAUCUGCUCAAUUUUGACUCACAGUUUAUCGAUCACCUAUUCGACACAGACAACACACCACUAGAAGAUGAUAAAAUAGAGCAAAUUGCAAAUCUUGUCAUCGACCAUACCAUCUCUCAUCAUUGUGCCAGAGAAUUACCAAAGGGAUAUAUUCGAGCAGUGGAAAUAUUCAAAAGACAUACACCUUUGCAAGAGUAUAUUAGUGAAUUGAAAGAAAUUGUUUCAGACGAGUUGUUAAAAAAGGCAUUGGGGAAUACAACGACCAUGACAAUAGAGAUGUACGAGUUGUGGCUAAAUGGAUCAGAGUUGGUCAGUAAAGAGUCUGUCAAAACUAUGGUAACAUCCUACUACAACCAAUUCAAACAAAUGACCAAUGAUAAUUCCAACACAAUCCCAAUGUUCAAGACUUUGAUCAAACUGUACGAGACAAAUGACAAGGUUGGGGUUGGUGAACUUGUUUCGAUGGAUUCAAUAGAACAAGUUAUGACGACUGUUGUGGCACCCUUUAUUGUCAAACAAGCAUCUGCCUUUACAAAAGAUAAUUAUAGCUACUCGAAACAACCACCACCAAAAGAACCAAAUGAACUACAAAAGAAACAAUUUCUCGAUUUGGUUGCUGACACUCUCAAGAUGUUGGCUGUCUAUCCAACAUUGUCAUUGGUUAUUAUCACUGCGCUUUGUAAUGAUCCUAGUGUCGGUCAAUCCCACAACUCAUUCUUUACCAAACUAUUUCAAAUACUUACAGCAGGUGGUGCAGGUGGUGCACAACAACAACAAUCAACCAUACCGACUACUACAAUCAUUGCUACUAUUGCCAACCAAGCUUGUCUUGAAGCUAUCCAAGCCAUCAAAGCACUACCACCACUACCUGCACCUGGAUCAAAUGACUACUCAUUGUUUAAACUACCGAUUUGUUGUAAAUUUUGCAGUCAAUUGAAUAGUUUUAUUGUAGAUCCUACAUUGACGUCGGUUUCAACCAAAGGAACAGCAGCUAAUCGAAGUCAUAUGGAAGGUCUAUUAAAAGCAAAGAAAUACUUUACUUUUAAAACUGAAGGUCUCAAAGCACCAUACUGGCUCAUCGUCACCAAAGCAAACCAUCUUGUCGAAGCAGAGAGACUACGACAAUCAGGAUACUAUAGAGGGCUCCAAAGCCUAAUGGCCUAUCAGAAUAUGCUACCCAAUCCAAAUAAUGAAACUCAACAACAACACCAACAACAACAAAAUAUCAUAAAUAAUAAUAAUAAUAUUUAUUUUAAACAACAACAACAAAAUUUAAUGAAUCAAACAAAUACUACUACUACUAAUAUAAACCAACAUCAACAACAACCUAAUACUAUUCAUAAUCAGUAUUUUGUUAAUCCACAACAACAACGACAACAAAUCAAUCAUCAACAAUUUACUAAUACUCCAAAUAAUAAUAAUAAUAAUAUUGUUUUUGAUGUUGAUAAUCCAUCCAUCGAUGAUUAUCCAUCCAUUAAUCCAUUAUUAUUCGCGACGAUCAAUCCAAAUAAUUACACUAUUUACAACGUUGAUAAUCCAAAACAUAUCUUUUCAAAAAUGAUAAAAUUUUCAAUGGAAACAAUUCAAUCUGUAAUGAAAGAAAGGAACAAGAUUAGAAACAUUUCUGUCAUUUCUCAUGUCGAUACAAAAAUAAGUGAUUCACUUGUGGCACAUGCAGGUGUCAUCUCUGAAAAUAUUGCUCGAAAAGACCAUAGGGAACGUGCAUGGACCCGACAAGUCGCCUCAUCUGAUCAAUCUGCUCGACUCGCCAGGUCAAGUGGAAUUUUCGUCCGGGGUGACUGCCGCACUGCGUGUGACAGACGGUGCGCUGGUGGUGGCCGACUCUGUGAAAGAGGGCGUGAGCUCUCAGACCGGAGCAGUGCUGCGCCAAGCCAUCGCCGAAAAGAACGUACCCGUCUUUUUCAUCAACAAUUUUGA
Molecule: messenger RNA, 3894 nt
Organism: Cavenderia fasciculata
Lineage: Eukaryota; Evosea; Eumycetozoa; Acytosteliales; Cavenderiaceae
Exons: 6
Coding region: 1-3894 (1297 amino acids)
Source: RefSeq, a predicted model, not a curated record